Tachyglossus aculeatus (Australian echidna) is the source of this 333-nucleotide messenger RNA. RefSeq names its product cytochrome c oxidase assembly factor 4 homolog, mitochondrial-like. Gene Ontology annotation, biological process: mitochondrial respiratory chain complex IV assembly. Gene Ontology annotation, cellular component: mitochondrial intermembrane space. The coding region runs from base 1 to 270 and encodes 89 amino acids. The record is from RefSeq and is a predicted model, not a curated record. NCBI's taxonomy places the organism in Eukaryota, Metazoa, Chordata, Mammalia, Monotremata, Tachyglossidae. The transcript has a single exon.
AUGUCGGCCCCAGCACGCCCGAGUCACAACUGGAAGCGGCCGGUUGAGACCAAGGCCGAGGAUGAUCCCCUGGACCGCAUGAUCUCACGCACCGGCUGUGUGGCUUCCCACCACGCCAUGCAGGAGUGCAUGGCAGAGCACCAGGACUGGAGGCGCUGCCAGCCCCAGGUGCAGGCCUUCAGGGCCUGCAUGAACGCACACCAGCAGCGCCGGCACCAGGAGCUGCAGCAGCUGCAGGAGCAGCAGAAAGUUGCCCAGCCCGGCAGCUGAUGGAGAAGAGGCUGCAGCGUGGGACGUGCGUGUGGCCAGAGCAGCCGUGCAACUGGCCAGAGA